This is a messenger RNA of Necator americanus (New World hookworm), 687 nucleotides long. RefSeq lists its product as uncharacterized. Gene Ontology annotation, cellular component: plasma membrane. Gene Ontology annotation, biological process: G protein-coupled receptor signaling pathway. The coding region runs from base 1 to 687 and encodes 228 amino acids. Lineage: Eukaryota; Metazoa; Nematoda; Chromadorea; Rhabditida; Ancylostomatidae. Gene Ontology annotation, molecular function: tachykinin receptor activity. The transcript is spliced from 4 exons. The record is from RefSeq and is a predicted model, not a curated record.
AUGGGCGGGGCGGAACGCGUGCAGAAGUGUGGAAUGGCUUGUCCUCGUCCGGCCGACGCCACCUCUGACUCGAUCCUUGCCGCUCUUCGGCUGCUUCCCUCCACAUCCACAUCGACAUCGACGACAUCAUCAGAACUCUCCUCCUCGCCCGAGUUCUCCUCGUAUCCGAAUUGUAGCUGCCAUGAUUUGGAAACGAUCGUUGCCAAUGAAUUCGACGUUUUUCUGUAUUGCGAGUCGUUUCCCUUUCAACAUCCAAUCUACACUCAAAUCAUCUACAUUCUUCUUUUCUCGGCGACGAUUUUAAUUGCGUUAAUCGGGAAUUUUACUGUUAUAUGGAUCGUUCUACGUCAUCGACAAAUGCGAACCGUCACCAAUUGUUAUCUGCUGAAUUUAGCCGUUGCCGAUGUGUCGAUAUCCGUUCUUAAUACCGGAUUCACAUGGUCCUAUAAUUUUUACUAUGAUUGGAAACUCGGCUUAUUCUACUGUCGUUUCAAUAACAUGAUGGGAAUUACGCCAAUAUGUGCGAGUGUGUUCACGAUGAUAGUGAUGAGCAUUGAUAGAUAUUGGGCAAUCGUACAUCCAAUGCGGCGACGUCCAGGAAAACAUGCUACGGUUGCUGUGAUCUUUUGGAUUUGGUUACUUGCGAUAAUUUGUGGUAUUCCUGCAUUUCUUGCUUCAAAGGUAUGA